CCGAACUGCUACCACCACACGCGUCAUUUCCGGUUCGCUGUAAGUGUGUUUAGUGCAUAAUGACAAAUUAGGCAAAUAAGCUCGACAAACAUGCUUAGUUCUCUUCAAGGCAAGUGCAGUUACUAGCAAUAUUGUUUCAGAAGUGAAUGUCAAAGGUGCGACAAUAUUUAGACAACCCUUCAAUGCUUUUAGCGAUCCCAAGCUAUUAUUAGGUUGUAUUAUGAAUUGGUAAUCAGUGCUACUUCAUGUCAGGUUCUCUCGGAGGGUGAAACAAUCAUUGCUUUUUAUAAUUGUUUAGAUUUUUUUUCCUGAAAAGAACCCCUGUAGAUGGUUUGUUGAUCUAUCUUAGCCGGGUGAUGUUGUUUUAAAAUGGCACCGUUCUCAUCCACUCACCAUAUAAAAUUAAUACAACAACUAAUUAGAUUCACAAAAUUCCCGUCUUUUCAGUUCUAAUCGCCACAACAAGGUUAGGUAAAGCUCUUUCGAUCUGGACCGGCUAUGAUCCAACAAAAGUAUACAUUAAACAAUGGAGAAACAAUAAAUUACUAUCACUGUCCCUUGCGAUCGCUUCACGAUACAACUACUGUAACAACAUAUUAAAACUCUUGACGCAGAGUUGUGGACGAAAAAGACGGAAAAAAAUUCUCGAGACAGUGUUGGUGUUGGGAGAAGUUUUUCUAAAUUAGCCUAAAAAAAACAACGUCGACAGCUUGUUAUGUUAUGAUCCUUUUAGGGUUGUCCGAGGUGUUGAUGAAAACUUGCCACCCGCUGUUUCAAGUUCGAACAAUAUUGCAUUACACAAACAAACGCGGGGUAUAACUCUCGACCAAUGACAGAUCGAGUCAUUACGUGUCCUUUUGGACGCGCCGCGAGAGCUCGAUGUAUUCCGUUUAGAGUACAUGUGAAUUUUAAUCACUCCCGCGGGUUUGCCGAUCUGCUUCAGUAGUUUACGUGGAAAAGGUCGCAGUUGAAUGCGUCGACAUAAUAAGCCAUUGCUCAUGACAAUUUAUAGGAAAUCCAAAACGUAUUAACCAAUUUUCCAAGUUUAUAUUAUUCCUUGUCAGAGUGACGGGUUGAAUGGACGUGUGAAUACUCGUGGAAAGCGUUUUUGUUGUCUCCUUCGCCAUGAGCGUAGUGUUUCACCAGGCCGUGUUAGAGGGAGACACGACCAAAGUCAAGUUCAUAUUAAAAUAUGGACAAGGCAUACGGGUGAAUCAACCGAAUAAAUAUGGACUCACCGCUCUACAGCAAGCGUGUGUGGAUGGCAACUUAGAGCUUGCGAACUUUCUCCUGGAGCGAGGAGCGGAUUUAAGUCUUGUGGACUCUGAUGGGCGCACGGCGCUACACCUCGCUUCUGAACAAGGUCAUCUGGACAUUGUUAGCUUGUUGGUUAAUUCAGCCUGUGCUGAUGUGAACGCAAGGAACGGAUGCGGACAGAAAGCGGUCGACGUCGCCGGUAAUGAUCAAGUACGAGCGCUACUCUCCCAAGCAAUGCUCUCUGAGAGUUUCAAACAAAAGUGUUCCUUCGCUCAAGGUUUGGACGAAGGAGUCAGUUAUGAAUUUAAGAACGUUCCCGGCUGGCGCUAUUCAAUCUCGAGCACGUCAACCGAUUCUGGCGUGUCUGAAGACUCUACGUACAGUCACGAUAGCGGUUAUGAUUCUAGAUAUCCGAGUAGACUCAACCAAGCCGCAAGCUACAAUAAUUACAGCUGCGGGGGCAACUCUGAGCAAAACGAUUACUGUGCCACCGAUUCUACUCCGCAUUACCGUGACCAAAGAAAUGACAAAGAAGUCAUUUGUGCCCGGCGAAUUGAACCCGCUAAUCACGCUACACUGACGAAAAGUCACUCAUUUACCGGCAACCGACACGAGUAUAGCGCUGUAGCGGUCGAUAGUAAACAGGCACAGGGCAGCCAGUACCUGCUAGAUGAUGGAUCGUCGAUGCGCUAUCGCCGACAACAAAAAAUCCGCAAAGACCCAACAAGAAGAAAGACUGUGACCUUUGGCGAAAAUGAAUCAUAUACCAUUUCCCCCCGCGAGGAACAACGAUAUUCGAAGGGUUCCUCGCUCACACGCCCGACAAUUUCAAGCAGUAAUAGACCCCCGUUACAUGAAACAUGGAGAGACUCGACGAUGUAUGCCACCCGGUUUGCGCAGCCGAGAGAAGCUAGCAAUACAAAAGACAAGGAGAGAAAAUUAUCUGCAGACAAGGGUGAAAGUCCUCGAAAAGAGGGAAAAUCCAAAAAGCACAUUCUAUCAGGAUUCCUCGAAAAAUACAUACUCGUGGAAAGCGUUUUUGUUGUCUCCUUCGCCAUGAGCGUAGUGUUUCACCAGGCCGUGUUAGAGGGAGACACGACCAAAGUCAAGUUCAUAUUAAAAUAUGGACAAGGCAUACGGGUGAAUCAACCGAAUAAAUAUGGACUCACCGCUCUACAGCAAGCGUGUGUGGAUGGCAACUUAGAGCUUGCGAACUUUCUCCUGGAGCGAGGAGCGGAUUUAAGUCUUGUGGACUCUGAUGGGCGCACGGCGCUACACCUCGCUUCUGAACAAGGUCAUCUGGACAUUGUUAGCUUGUUGGUUAAUUCAGCCUGUGCUGAUGUGAACGCAAGGAACGGAUGCGGACAGAAAGCGGUCGACGUCGCCGGUAAUGAUCAAGUACGAGCGCUACUCUCCCAAGCAAUGCUCUCUGAGAGUUUCAAACAAAAGUGUUCCUUCGCUCAAGGUUUGGACGAAGGAGUCAGUUAUGAAUUUAAGAACGUUCCCGGCUGGCGCUAUUCAAUCUCGAGCACGUCAACCGAUUCUGGCGUGUCUGAAGACUCUACGUACAGUCACGAUAGCGGUUAUGAUUCUAGAUAUCCGAGUAGACUCAACCAAGCCGCAAGCUACAAUAAUUACAGCUGCGGGGGCAACUCUGAGCAAAACGAUUACUGUGCCACCGAUUCUACUCCGCAUUACCGUGACCAAAGAAAUGACAAAGAAGUCAUUUGUGCCCGGCGAAUUGAACCCGCUAAUCACGCUACACUGACGAAAAGUCACUCAUUUACCGGCAACCGACACGAGUAUAGCGCUGUAGCGGUCGAUAGUAAACAGGCACAGGGCAGCCAGUACCUGCUAGAUGAUGGAUCGUCGAUGCGCUAUCGCCGACAACAAAAAAUCCGCAAAGACCCAACAAGAAGAAAGACUGUGACCUUUGGCGAAAAUGAAUCAUAUACCAUUUCCCCCCGCGAGGAACAACGAUAUUCGAAGGGUUCCUCGCUCACACGCCCGACAAUUUCAAGCAGUAAUAGACCCCCGUUACAUGAAACAUGGAGAGACUCGACGAUGUAUGCCACCCGGUUUGCGCAGCCGAGAGAAGCUAGCAAUACAAAAGACAAGGAGAGAAAAUUAUCUGCAGACAAGGGUGAAAGUCCUCGAAAAGAGGGAAAAUCCAAAAAGCACAUUCUAUCAGGAUUCCUCGAAAAAUACAUACUCGUGGAAAGCGUUUUUGUUGUCUCCUUCGCCAUGAGCGUAGUGUUUCACCAGGCCGUGUUAGAGGGAGACACGACCAAAGUCAAGUUCAUAUUAAAAUAUGGACAAGGCAUACGGGUGAAUCAACCGAAUAAAUAUGGACUCACCGCUCUACAGCAAGCGUGUGUGGAUGGCAACUUAGAGCUUGCGAACUUUCUCCUGGAGCGAGGAGCGGAUUUAAGUCUUGUGGACUCUGAUGGGCGCACGGCGCUACACCUCGCUUCUGAACAAGGUCAUCUGGACAUUGUUAGCUUGUUGGUUAAUUCAGCCUGUGCUGAUGUGAACGCAAGGAACGGAUGCGGACAGAAAGCGGUCGACGUCGCCGGUAAUGAUCAAGUACGAGCGCUACUCUCCCAAGCAAUGCUCUCUGAGAGUUUCAAACAAAAGUGUUCCUUCGCUCAAGGUUUGGACGAAGGAGUCAGUUAUGAAUUUAAGAACGUUCCCGGCUGGCGCUAUUCAAUCUCGAGCACGUCAACCGAUUCUGGCGUGUCUGAAGACUCUACGUACAGUCACGAUAGCGGUUAUGAUUCUAGAUAUCCGAGUAGACUCAACCAAGCCGCAAGCUACAAUAAUUACAGCUGCGGGGGCAACUCUGAGCAAAACGAUUACUGUGCCACCGAUUCUACUCCGCAUUACCGUGACCAAAGAAAUAACAAAGAAGUCAUUUGUGCCCGGCGAAUUGAACCCGCUAAUCACGCUACACUGACGAAAAGUCACUCAUUUACCGGCAACCGACACGAGUAUAGCGCUGUAGCGGUCGAUAGUAAACAGGCACAGGGCAGCCAGUACCUGCUAGAUGAUGGAUCGUCGAUGCGCUAUCGCCGACAACAAAAAAUCCGCAAAGACCCAACAAGAAGAAAGACUGUGACCUUUGGCGAAAAUGAAUCAUAUACCAUUUCCCCCCGCGAGGAACAACGAUAUUCGAAGGGUUCCUCGCUCACACGCCCGACAAUUUCAAGCAGUAAUAGACCCCCGUUACAUGAAACAUGGAGAGACUCGACGAUGUAUGCCACCCGGUUUGCGCAGCCGAGAGAAGCUAGCAAUACAAAAGACAAGGAGAGAAAAUUAUCUGCAGACAAGGGUGAAAGUCCUCGAAAAGAGGGAAAAUCCAAAAAGCACAUUCUAUCAGGAUUCCUCGAAAAAUACGUACAUUAGCUACAGUUUAGAUGAUAUUGAUUUUAGUGCAUAAAUUAUGAAUAUAGCGUCCUCCAUUUGGCAUUAUUUCAGCUUCAUUUUUUUUAGCUCGGAUAAUCAUUGAGGUGUAAAAAAACAAAAACGCUGUACAUACUUGAUCCCUUAUAAAAUAUUGUAUUUUAUUCUCUGAGGAUAGCAAUGUAUAUAUUAUUGCAUUUUACUUACAUGAUUGUGAAUCAUUGCACCUAGUGGUUAGUUUUGAUAUUUCAAUUUCAUGUUUGGAAUUUUAAAUAUUCGGUGAUACAUAUCUAUUUAUAUGGGAUGAUGUAAACAAUGUUGGAAGCAGCUGCAAUUUAUUUAAACUUUCCCCAAGAGUAGAUUUUAAUUUUGUCGGUUCUUAAAUGCCUUUGAACGUUUUUGUGGUGAAGUAUUACAACAACUCUAUUUUUUAGAGGAUUUUACGAUAUUUAAAUAUUAGCAACCUCUUCUUUGUUAUAUAGAUGGCCUGAGAUGGCCUGAGGUGUAAUUUUAAACUUGGACGCUCAGAAUAUUCAGUCAUAAAUUUAACUCGUGCUUUUGUCAGAUGAUCGAUCGUAUUUCUGAGAAAAAAGUAGCCCAGUAACUAUUUCUUGCACCUAAAAUACUCGAUAUCCUUUGAACGUACUAUAUUUAUGAUCAAAAUAAAAAGAGAACGCAGUCUUAUUA
Molecule: messenger RNA, 5346 nt
Organism: Orbicella faveolata
Lineage: Eukaryota; Metazoa; Cnidaria; Anthozoa; Scleractinia; Merulinidae
Biological process (GO): protein K6-linked ubiquitination
Cellular component (GO): BRCA1-BARD1 complex; BRCA1-A complex
Molecular function (GO): protein binding; ubiquitin-protein transferase activity
Source: RefSeq, a predicted model, not a curated record